Messenger RNA from Lynx canadensis (Canada lynx), 553 nucleotides. Its product is annotated as eyes absent homolog 2-like. Gene Ontology annotation, cellular component: nucleus. NCBI's taxonomy places the organism in Eukaryota, Metazoa, Chordata, Mammalia, Carnivora, Felidae. The transcript has 5 exons. The record is from RefSeq and is a predicted model, not a curated record. Gene Ontology annotation, biological process: anatomical structure development; negative regulation of extrinsic apoptotic signaling pathway in absence of ligand; cell differentiation. The coding region runs from base 5 to 553 and encodes 182 amino acids. Gene Ontology annotation, molecular function: protein tyrosine phosphatase activity.
GGAAAUGCUAGAUCUGGUGAUCUCACCCAGCCUCACUGUAAACAGCGAUUGUCCGGGUAAACUGAAGCUUAGCCGCACCGACGCCGAUGUCUGGACUCUGAGUGACAUAGAAGGCGUCACCGCAUCGGCCCCUCCGAGCGUGUCUCCGCUCUUCGCAAGAUCUUGUCCACGUGUCCUGCACAGCCAGACUCCCACGGCCAUGGCAGCCUACGGCCAGACACAGUACAGUGCAGGGGUCCAGCCAGCUGCCCCUUAUACCACUUACCCACCUCCGGCACAAGCCUAUGGAAUCCCUUCUUACAGUAUCAAGACAGAAGACAGCUUGAACCAUUCCCCCAGCCAGAGUGGAUUCCUCAGCUACGGCUCCAGCUUCAGCACCCCACCCACUGGACAGAGCCCGUACACCUACCAGAUGCACGGCCCCCCGCCCUCCGGCCUCUUCAGCAAGCCUCACCGGCUCUUCCCAGACCUUGCAUGUCUGCUACUCCAGCCCUACACGGUGGUUUCUAAGAACCGGCUACUGAAAGGGAUCAUGCAACCCCCAAAGCCAUAG